GGUGCCAUGCCAUCUCCAUAGUGACUGCAUAUUAAUACAUCUCUAUGACUUUAAGUAUAAAUAAGUCGAUAAUUAUAUCCAUUUGAUCUAUCAUCUGCUUCGGAAUCAGAUUAAAUUUUAUUUUUGUCUUGUUGAAAUUUUAUUGAAUAUUAAAUUAACUUUUAAAAAUGGAAGAACACAAUACUCGAAUGACGCCUCAAGAUGAACUUAUAUCAUUAAUAAUAUAUUGCGCAAAUUUCGCAGCUGAAAAACAUAGUCGACAAAGGCGAUGUAAUAAAGAACAAACACCAUACAUAAACCAUCCUAUUGGUGUUGCGAAUAUAUUGGUUCAAGAAGGAGAAGUUUUUGAUCCUGAUGUGAUAGCGGCAGCUUUAUUACAUGAUACUGUUGAAGAUACAGAAACAACAUUUGAAGAAAUCGAAAAAUAUUUUGGUGAAAAGAUAAGGAAAAUCAUAGAAGAAGUAACAGAUGAUAAGUCGCUGCCCAAGCAAGAGAGAAAACAAUUACAAAUUGAACAUGCUGCAAAAAGUAGCCAAGAAGCAAAAUUAGUAAAAUUAGCUGAUAUACUCUACAAUUUGAGAGAUUUAGAAAAAGAAACACCUGUAGGAUGGACAUCGGAACGAGUUCAUGAAUACUUCGAGUGGGCAGAAUCUGUUGUUAAUGGAUUAAGAGGGACUAAUGGAAUAAUAGAAGAUUAUUUAGAUGAAAUUUUUUAUAAUCAUGCAGUAAUGGAAGAACAGAAUAAGAAAGAUAAGUAUCAUGAUAAUGAAAGUGAUAAAAAAUCAUAAAAAGUAUUAUUAUGUACAAAUUCUUGUAUAUAUAUUAAACAAAGUACAAUGAUAAUAAAAGAUCUUGAUAAAACUAUAACUAAUAUUGCUUAAGUAUCUU
Phymastichus coffea is the source of this 888-nucleotide messenger RNA. RefSeq names its product guanosine-3',5'-bis(diphosphate) 3'-pyrophosphohydrolase MESH1 (gene Mesh1). Lineage: Eukaryota; Metazoa; Arthropoda; Insecta; Hymenoptera; Eulophidae. The coding region runs from base 168 to 788 and encodes 206 amino acids. The transcript is spliced from 3 exons. The record is from RefSeq and is a predicted model, not a curated record. Gene Ontology annotation, molecular function: guanosine-3',5'-bis(diphosphate) 3'-diphosphatase activity.